Messenger RNA from Trypanosoma theileri, 1407 nucleotides. RefSeq lists its product as uncharacterized. Lineage: Eukaryota; Euglenozoa; Kinetoplastea; Trypanosomatida; Trypanosomatidae. Bases 1 to 1407 code for a protein of 468 amino acids. The record is from RefSeq and is a predicted model, not a curated record. The transcript has a single exon.
AUGACAACGAUGUUCGUCCAACUGCGUGGUGUGGUGUACCUGUUGAUAAUUCUGCAAUGUUGUGUGUGCGUGGUUUCUGCCGAGGUGACCGAAGAGGAUGGGAAGGAUUAUGUGAAUUUCAUGAACCGGUGGAUAGCGAAUGUGGAGAGAGAAUUACCGGGGGCAAAAUCCUGUAAAACAGUAGGUGAGAAACACAAUGCAGAUUACAAGGAACAAGCCGAGAAUGCCUUGAAACUUGCCACCGAAAUGGUGAAUAUGUCUAACAGAACGAAGUACCUGAUGGGAAUACACAAGAAUAAGACGGCAAACGAUGAGGGGAUUAAUGUUAAGGAAGAACUGGUCAAACAAAUGGGGGCGUUGCAGAAAAAAGUUGAAGAGAGCAGGGACAUUGUCACCAAAGCACGGGCAACGCUUGAGGAGGCAAGGGAGUUGGCUGGUUGUAAGACCAUCCUUCAUAACCUGGAGUUUCUGAUGACGGAUAGACAGGAGGAGAAUCUUAACGUCAGUCUGGGUGAACUGGAGAAGUUGAACAAAGCUGUCGAUUCGCACGAUUGGAGAGUCCUCAUUAAUAGGACCAGAAGCAGAGAAAAUGAGACAAAAUGGCUAAUACAGGGGCUAAAGGUGGUCACGAAGCGUAGUACUGGUUAUUCGGUUGAUGUGGCGAAGGGUUUGGGCGAUGCGGCUGCCGCGGUGGAAAGAGCAGUGGAGUGGUUCAAAGCGGUGGAGAGUGAAGUCGGAAUUGAUCAAUACGCAGAAAAAGUAAGGGAACUCGAAACAAAAACAGAGCAAGCGAAAUGGAGGGAGAAGCUGGACGAACCGGACAAGGAAGCAGAUAUUGUGAAGGGGAGUAAUGAGACGACGACCAAAGAAUUGAAGUGGACAAAAAAGAAGGAAGCGGGUGACAGGGCGGUAACUGUUACCGGUGCGAAGGUUAGGGAAUAUACCGGAAAGACGGGGCUGGGGGAUUAUGUGGAUUUGAUGAAUCAGGAAUUGGAGAAGGAGAGAAAGGCCUUGACGCAAAAGAAAAAUAAAGAAGAAAGGGAUUUUGAGGAAAUGAAACAAGAGGAGAUUAGGCGGAAGGAAGAAGAGAGACGAGCCGAAGAAAAAAGGGUAAGAAGGGCGAAAGAAGAGAAGGCGAGACUUGAGAGGGAGGCGGCGGAGAAAAAGGUGAGAGAAGAGAAGGAAAGGAGGGAAAGGGCCGAGGCAGUGAAAUUGGCUGAGGAAAGGAAAAAACAGGAGAAACUCGCUGAAGAAGAAAAGGCAAGAAAAGCAAAGAAGGAGGCCGAACGGGCAGCGGAAGAAGCGAAUAAGGCAAAGAAGAAAGAUGGCAGCAACAGUCCUGCAAUGAAGCACAGUCCCUUAUUGCUGCUUCUGUUGUGUGUGAUGGGAUGUACUCUCGUUUGCUAA